This is a messenger RNA of Diutina rugosa, 2193 nucleotides long. RefSeq lists its product as uncharacterized. The transcript has a single exon. The coding region runs from base 1 to 2193 and encodes 730 amino acids. The record is from RefSeq and is a predicted model, not a curated record. NCBI's taxonomy places the organism in Eukaryota, Fungi, Ascomycota, Pichiomycetes, Serinales, Debaryomycetaceae.
AUGAACUCGCUUCCGCCUGAGCUUAUCGAGCUCGUGUGUUGCCAGCUUACCCCGCGCCAGCGGCUCCAUUUGGCGAUGGCGUGUGGUCAUUUCCACGCGUGGAGCCAUGUCUACGCCGUGGUGGUGCUGCUGCCGCUUGUCGUAUGUUGUUCGCCGGUGGCUCUGAAGCGUGAGCUAAGUUUUGAUGAACUUAGUCGGUUCUUUGAGCAUUUCUCGCAGGUCCACGUUGACGUCAAUCUCCGCCAGUGUUGUCGUGGCCGUGAGUGUAUAUUUGGUCACAUGGUGACCUCGGAGGCCGAGGAAAUCUCGUUAUUGCUUCAACAGUACCAGUCGCGGAUCCUGGGGAUCAGCUGCGAUUUCAUCCACGAAUUCACUCUGUGGUCCACCCCAGGUUUAAUUAAAAACGCACGGUUCUACGAUGCUCCGUUGGACCACUUACAACACCUCCAGCACUCGUUACUUAGCCUUGAGUUGGUGGGGUAUUCGCACGCCUUCUUCAACUUGGCAUCGUUAACCAAACUUAAGCGUCUCCGCGUCCAUUCUCCAAGCGCUGAAUAUUACGAUGCUACCUGUACUUUAGUGCUUCCUACCCAGCUUGAAUGUCUCGAGUUGGACCGCGCUAAGGCGGCGGUGUGGACGGGUAAGUUGCCCCACUUGAAAAAGGUGCGUAUGUUCAAGCUGGAAGUAAGAUGGGAUCCUGACCAGUUGACCGAGCUCGAGUCUAUUGUGUGUAUUGAGCCUGCUGCCGACUCCUUAGACGCAGUGCUUGCUAAAGCGCCUAAUUUGAAAUCAUUGGAAUUAGUGGGGCUCAAACAAUUAUCUUACAUUCCCCCUUCCACCACCAGAUUAAUCGUGCGUGAUGUUCCCGAACGGGUCAUCGAAGUGGUCGAGUUCCCUCCCUGUCUUACUGAGCUCGAGCUUGACGUUGACACCCGUCUGGUGCUUGAUUUGGCGGUAUUGGGACCCCAGCUUAGACGGGUGGAUAUUUUCCAAGGAGGCUACGUGAAUAUCCCCCACGGGGUCACCCAAUUGACAUUGAACCACGCCCUCUCAAUCGACCCAUUUACUGGUCUUGAACGCCUUCAACUUGUGGGAGACUACCACCAAGGGUCGGUUGACUUCUCUUACAUCCCGCACCUUAAACGAGUUGAAGUGGUCAAAACUCAAUUGACUUCAAUUGCCGGCUGGUCCGAAGGUCUCGAGUCCCUUGAAGUUCGUGGCAAUGACGCUCUCUUACGGAUGGCCAGCUUACAGCACUGUUUAGCAUUGCGUGACGUGGACAUCACCGCCAACGCUACUCUCACCCGGGUGGCGGUAGAUGCCCCCCACGUCCUCACGGCUAAGAUAUCCGAUAUCGAUCGGGUGGAGCUCCCGUGCUCACUCGUCUCGGUGGACAUCGACUGGGACACCGUGACCUAUCUCACCAGCCUCGCUCCCUACGACCAGCCGACGCCAACCCCCUCGCUCCCACCGCUUAUCGCCCACCUUCGCAUCACUCUGAAGGCCCUUCUGCAUUAUACCAAUUUACCCCUCGAUCUCAAACAUCUCGAGAUCAUCGGCAACCUGGGGGAAAUCACCAUCCCACAACUCCCUCGUGGUCUCAAACGCCUUCGCGUGGGUGCCAUUGACACUCACAUCCCCGCUCACUUUAAUAAUCUUGUUCGAGGUCGGCUUGUGAAUGAUCUAUCCACUCUAUUCGCCCACUCUGAUGAUCUCCAGUUGGUGGAAAUCAUCGGCGUGGAACUCGCAUGCAAAUUGGCAGUUCGCUUGCCGGCUACGGUGCAAGUGGUCAACUUAAACCUGUGCUGUGUCGACGAGCUCCAGCUAGUCCACGACCACACUUUACGCCGUCUUCUGCUUGUGGGCACUCACCGUCACGACGGCAAGUUUGUCGACUGGACGUGGUCAUCAGUAGGCUCUGUCAAGUACAUCGACGCGCUGGCGCUUCCUAAAGAGUGUCUUCCUUCCAAUCGGUUCCCGGGAGUGCCUCUGCGCCACGACCCGUGGUGGAAUCCUGAUUGGUGGCAUUCAGUAAUGAGUAACGCCCCUACAGAAGUGCAUGAAGUCCGCCACGAACAGUUCUGGUACGAACCGGGCCGGGGGACGGUGCAGGCGUACUGUGCGUGGACACGUGACGGCCCGCUGGCGCUGUGUUUAUUGUGGAACCACGAGCUCGAACCUCACUCAAAAUAA